Molecule: messenger RNA, 1476 nt
Organism: Entrophospora sp. SA101
Lineage: Eukaryota; Fungi; Glomeromycota; Glomeromycetes; Entrophosporales; Entrophosporaceae
Source: the annotation of a GenBank genome assembly
AUGGCUAUGGAUUUAAGGGUAGGUAAUAAAUAUCGUAUAGGAAGAAAGAUCGGUUCAGGUUCUUUUGGUGAAAUUUAUCUUGGAACAAAUAUUAUUAAUGGCGAAGAAGUUGCUAUAAAACUUGAAUCUACAAAGGCUAAACAUCCACAAUUAGAAUAUGAAGCAAAAGUUUAUAAAACUCUUGCUGGUGGUGUGGGCAUUCCAUUUGUCCGCUGGUACGGUACUGAAUGCGAUUAUAAUGCUAUGGUGAUUGAUUUAUUGGGUCCAUCAUUAGAGGAUUUGUUCAAUUUUUGUAAUCGCAAAUUUUCAUUAAAGACUGUACUAUUAUUAGCCGAUCAAUUGAUUUCUCGAAUUGAAUAUAUACAUUCAAAAAAUUUCAUUCAUAGAGAUAUUAAGCCUGAUAAUUUCUUAAUGGGAAUUGGUAAACGUGGUAAUCAAGUUAAUGUGAUCGAUUUUGGCUUGGCCAAAAAAUAUCGCGAUCCAAAAACACAUUUACACAUUCCUUAUAGAGAAAAUAAGAAUUUAACAGGCACAGCUAGAUAUGCAAGUAUUAACACUCAUUUAGGAGUUGAACAAUCUCGUCGUGACGAUCUUGAGUCACUGGGUUAUGUAAUGAUGUAUUUUUGUCGCGGAUCACUUCCAUGGCAAGGUCUUAAAGCCGCAACAAAAAAACAAAAAUAUGAUCGUAUUAUGGAAAAGAAAAUGACCACUCCCACAGAACUUCUUUGUCGCACAUUCCCUAAUGAAUUUGCUAUCUAUUUGAAUUAUACAAGAUCUCUUAGAUUUGAUGAUAAACCAGAUUAUAGCUAUCUAAGAAAAUUGUUCCGAGAUUUGUUUGUUCGUGAAGGAUUUCAAUACGAUUAUGUAUUCGAUUGGACAAUUUUCAAAUAUGAAAAAGAAGCUAACAAAGUUCAUCCACCUUUACAAAUGCCAGAAGAUGCAAAUAAUGCUGGUGAAGCUGUUGAUGAAGAUAUCAAGAAUCAAAAACGUGCUGUUAAUAAUAGACAGGCAGUCACUGCCUCAAAUUUUGCUAACGAUCCUUCAACACCUCGCCGUCCAACAAAUAAACCAAUUUAUGGAACUGGUAUCAGUUCUACAAGAGCUGCUACAUCUACCACACCACAACCCAUUGCAAGUGGCUCAUCACGGUUAACAUCAGUUCCUAGGCGUAAUAAAGAUAGUGCUGCACCCGUUACAGAUAAUAAUAAUAGAGUUGUAACUUCAGAUAGACUACUUCGUAGUCAAACUAAAAAUAAUCCAGCGGCAGUAAAUUAUUUAAGUUCGUAUAAAGGUGGUAGAAAAGAUGAUCCAACUGAUAAAUUAUUUGAAGGUGGUAAAAUGGUUGGUAGCUUGAUAAUAUAUGAAGCUGAAUCUGAAGAAUUUGUUAGAAAUCUGGUUAAAGUUGACCCUUAUGUUAUUGGCAAAGUUUGGGAGAAAUAUGAAAUAUGGCCUUUUAAAAUGGCAUUGAAAAGUUAA